Molecule: messenger RNA, 256 nt
Organism: Sphaeroforma arctica JP610
Lineage: Eukaryota; Ichthyosporea; Ichthyophonida
Exons: 1
Source: RefSeq, a predicted model, not a curated record
AUGCCGGAUCUGACUCAAAGGCAGGUGAGCAAUUUCACAGGCGCAAACUACAGAGACGUACGCCGACUGGCUCAGCGCUCAGGCGAAUGGCGUGUUGAAACAGGGGCGGCGUGUGAGGUGUUUGCCAUCCCAGAGCCUCAGAACAGAAAUCUUCUCAAGCCCUCAGAAUGCUUCCUGCGGUUGACGGUGCACGGGAAACCCCGUAAUAUAGUAAGUGAGGUUGGACUCGUAAGCGAUGGGUGUUUGGUGAAGUGCG